Messenger RNA from Necator americanus (New World hookworm), 219 nucleotides. RefSeq lists its product as uncharacterized. Bases 1 to 219 code for a protein of 72 amino acids. The transcript is spliced from 2 exons. Lineage: Eukaryota; Metazoa; Nematoda; Chromadorea; Rhabditida; Ancylostomatidae. The record is from RefSeq and is a predicted model, not a curated record.
AUGGAUGUUCACACUAGCAAGAAUACCGACUCCACUAAUCCCUCUUCUGUCGCACGUUCAGAGGGACAGUUCUUCUCCAGUGUUACAGAUGGUGGUGAGAGAAAUAUGAGUGCCUAUCUCGAUCAAUCUGAUGAAAUCGCACUUGAUUAUCCCGACUGGGAUGAUAAGAUCUUCAACGAGCGGCGGGGAGGGGGAAUUUUAGCUGUGUUACAAAUUUAG